GCCGAGCGCCCAGCGGGCGGUGAGGGCGCGGCUUUCCUCGCCCUGCUUGUCCUUGCUCGUUCGCGGACGUCGGGCCCCCGCCCCCCGGCUCGCCCGGGCGUCCUUCCUGCGUUGUGCCCGGGAGCCGCGGCGGCCCACGAUGAGCUGCCUGACGCAGAAUGUGCGGGAGCUGAUGAAGGCGAUGACCCGUGUCCCCGGUUUUGAUAGAGUUUUGGAAAAGGUGACUCUGGUCUCUGCUGCCCCUGGGAAAGUGGUUUGUGAAAUGAAAGUAGAAGACGACCACACCAAUAAAUACGGCACUCUCCAUGGUGGUCUGACGGCCACCUUAGUGGAUAACGUAUCAACAAUGGCUCUGCUGUGCACUGAACGGGGGGCACCAGGAGUCAGUGUGGAUAUGAACAUCACGUACAUGUCACCUGCUAAAAUAGGAGAAGACAUAGUAAUAACAGCGCAUGUUCUGAAGCAAGGGAAAACACUUGCAUUUGCCUCUGUGGAUCUGAUGAACAAGACCACGGGAAAAUUAGUAGCACAAGGCAGACACACAAAACACCUGGGAAACUAAGCCCAGCAGUUUGGCCCAGACACCCAGCAAUAAAGACCAAGCGUAAAUUUGACUUGAACAAAUGUAACUUUCAAAAUAAAUUAGCACAACCAGAAA
Molecule: messenger RNA, 658 nt
Organism: Leptonychotes weddellii (Weddell seal)
Lineage: Eukaryota; Metazoa; Chordata; Mammalia; Carnivora; Phocidae
Source: RefSeq, a predicted model, not a curated record